Messenger RNA from Camelina sativa (false flax), 949 nucleotides. RefSeq lists its product as uncharacterized. Gene Ontology annotation, biological process: translation. Gene Ontology annotation, molecular function: structural constituent of ribosome; mRNA binding. Gene Ontology annotation, cellular component: ribosome. The record is from RefSeq and is a predicted model, not a curated record. Lineage: Eukaryota; Viridiplantae; Streptophyta; Magnoliopsida; Brassicales; Brassicaceae.
UCUCUAAUUUGAGCUUCAGAUGCUCUGACAUGAGUUCUCAACGAAGCUAACAUCAAACUGAAUCGGGUCUAGAGAGAGAGAGAGAGAGAGAGAGUGAAACGAUGCAGAAUCUUCGAAUCAUCUCGUCUCACUUGUCACGAGGUUUUAAAUCCAUCAAGACACAACCAAGUUCUUUUCAAUUGAUCUCGAUCCAAUCUCGGAGCUACUCAUCGUCGGAGAACGUCUCCAAAAUCGUGAAUGAGCUAUCGAAUCUCACUCUUUUGGAAACAAUGGACCUGACUGAGAUCCUUAGGCAGAAGCUAGACGUCAGUGAGAUGCCUGUGAUGGCGGCGAUGAUGAUGCCAGGGAUGUCUCUCCCGGGAUCUGGAGCCGGUAAAUCCUCCGCCGCCGGAGAUGGAACAGAGAAGAAGAAGGAAGCAAAGACUGCGUUCGAUGUGAUGCUUCAAGCGUACGAAGCAGCCGGGAAGAUCAAGGUGAUUAAAGAAGUGAGAGCGAUUACGAAUUUGGGGUUGAAAGAAGCCAAAGAUUUGGUUGAGAAAGCUCCAACAUUGCUGAAGAAAGGAGUUAGUAAGGAAGAAGCAGAGAAGAUCGUUGAGAAGUUGAAGGCUGUGGGAGCUAAAGUUGCUAUGGAGUGACCAUUGUUAGGUGUUAUUAAAACUGGAGCAUGACAUGGAACAACUGAAGCUUCUGAGUUCUGAUGAGUAGUCCUUCCAAGUGUUUAUUACAAAUGUAACAUGUCAUGGAAAGUCAUUAGCAGGUAGGAACAGAUUUUUGUCUUCAAUCAAAUAUACACGAAGGCUUGUUGUUAGAAGCAAAGUUCUCUCCUUUGGAUUAAAUCAUUCUCUCAGUUCUUGGUUUGUACUAACAGUUGUUGAUGAUCUCUUCUUGACAAAAGAUGAGGCCAUUUCUCUCGUUUAAUAAUUGAAUCAUGUUAUUUCCAAACUUUCAA